Messenger RNA from Microthlaspi erraticum, 1140 nucleotides. The record is from the annotation of a GenBank genome assembly. Lineage: Eukaryota; Viridiplantae; Streptophyta; Magnoliopsida; Brassicales; Brassicaceae.
AUGGGUCCGGAGGAGACAACGGGAGUUGGGGAUCGGAUCUCAGCGCUCAAACGGAAAGUGGAGAAGAUUAAGAGCUUUCUAGUUAAGAUGGAGAAAUUCCUAGAUGACAAAGAUCGCCUAGAGAAACAGAAUCUCGGUGGAAAAGAGAAGGAGGAGUCGAGUGUUCUAGAUGAGCUGCAGCAGUACCUGCGAGACGCCAAGGUUACUAAGAACCAGAAGGAGGAAAUUCAAGCCUCAAGAGCGAUCGCGAGCCAUGCCGGAGGAUCUCCGGAGAGUAGUGAUCCGAUUCUGGAGCAGAAUCAGUUGAUGACUUUUCCUGAGGAGAAGAACGGUCGGUCGACACAGAAGACGAAGGUCCCUGUGUUUGUAUCGGAGAAAGUAGCGGACGAAAGAGGUAUGCCUAUAUCCGUAGAAAAUCUGUUAUCAGAAGAACAAUUGGGUGACCAAAAAGAGGCAGAUGCUGAGAGGACUAAACCUGCCUGCCAACUGUUUGAUCAAAUGAUUGUGAGAGGAAAAGUGGUAACGAAUAAGAGAAAGAAGAAGAGAUGGAAGGCAUCUCUGGAGAUUCAGGAGGGAUUAGAGAAACAUUUGAGUUCUGAAGAGAAAGAGAGGACAUCUCCUAGCUGGAUAGAGGUCAGAAAUAGGUUUGGCGCUAAGGGAAAAAAGAGAGUUGUCAACCAGGAUAUGUAUGCCUGCCAGGUGCUCGAUAAAACGUCCAUGGUACAGAAAAGGGCAACGAGAAAGAAGAAGAAGAAGUUCACAAAGGUUAAGAGGUCUAAAUACAAAUGUGGAAAAGUGAAUCAGGAGGAGUACAAGUUCAGAAGGCAAAACAACAAGAGUUUAAUGAAACAAUGUAAGCUAGUGAACUAUCUUGUUUCUUACAUCCACCAAAUCUUUGGAACAAGGUUUAGGAGGAGGAUUACAAAGAAAAGGAAGAAGAGAACAAGGCUGGAGGAGCAUGAGAGAGAGGUAAUCAAGCAUGAGCUGGUGUUUGCAAAGCUGUUCUGGGGACAUAAGGCAGUUUUGAAGAAGCUUGCAAGGUGGAAGAAGCAUAAAUUCAAACAGAACACACAACGAGCAGAAGGAAGAGAUCAAGGCAACGUUGUUGAGACAACAGAUUGUAAACCUUUGGAACCCUAA